Messenger RNA from Rhagoletis pomonella (apple maggot), 1436 nucleotides. Its product is annotated as ubiquitin-like-conjugating enzyme ATG3. Gene Ontology annotation, biological process: autophagosome assembly; autophagy of mitochondrion; nucleophagy. Gene Ontology annotation, cellular component: cytoplasmic ubiquitin ligase complex; cytosol. Gene Ontology annotation, molecular function: Atg8-family ligase activity. The record is from RefSeq and is a predicted model, not a curated record. NCBI's taxonomy places the organism in Eukaryota, Metazoa, Arthropoda, Insecta, Diptera, Tephritidae.
UAUUCCAUUUACAGCUAAGAACCAAUAUAUCAAUCGAAAGUAAGCUAAAAAUAAACAUAGAACAAUGCAAAGUGUUUUAAACACUGUCAAGGGUACGGCGUUGAAUGUGGCCGAGUACCUUACUCCUGUACUGAAGGAAUCUAAAUUUCGUGAGACUGGCGUAUUGACUCCAGAAGAGUUUGUAGCAGCCGGUGAUCACUUGGUGCAUCACUGUCCCACCUGGCAGUGGGCUGCGGGUGAUGAGUCAAAAACGAAGCCGUAUCUACCGAAAGAUAAACAAUUUUUAAUCACGAGAAAUGUGCCAUGCUACAGGCGUUGCAGACAAAUGGAAUAUGUGGGUGAAGAGACGGUAGUUGAAGAAGAGGGCGGUGAUGGUGGCUGGGUCGAGACGCACCAACUGAACGAAGAUGGUACUGCCGAAUUGGAAGAAAAAGUUUGCGAAUUGACACUUGACGAAAGCAAAGAUGAAAUGCGUACACCUGAUAGUGAGAAAAGCACCAACGGACCAGGUGUGGCUGAUGAUGAUUGCGAUGACGAUGAAGAUGAUGACGAAGCGAUUGAUAUGGACGAAUUUGAGGAGAGUGGCAUGUUGCAGUUGGUAGACCCCGCUGUAGCAACUACAACACGUAAAAUAGAACUUGACUCGACAACGAAGAGCUCUAAUGUUGCUGAAGCAACGGGUGGUGGUGAUGCUACAGACUCAGUUUUGCACACACGUACCUAUGAUUUACACAUCAGUUACGAUAAGUACUAUCAGACGCCACGUCUUUGGGUAGUCGGCUAUGAUGAGAAUCGAAAACCACUGACUGUCGAACAAAUGUACGAAGAUGUUUCGCAAGAUCACGCCAAGAAGACUGUCACCAUGGAAAGCCAUCCACAUUUGCCUGGUCCAAAUAUGGCCAGCGUACAUCCAUGCCGCCAUGCUGAUAUCAUGAAGAAAAUCAUACAAACAGUUGAAGAGGGUGGCGGAGAAUUGGGCGUGCACAUGUAUUUGAUUAUAUUUCUGAAAUUCGUGCAAACUGUUAUACCGACUAUUGAAUACGAUUUUACGCAAAAUUUUAACAUGUCUUAAAUUAACUAUUUGUACUCGCCAAUCUUAGGCAAUGCUUUUGAUCACUACGUAAGAAAUGUUAAGUACUAUUUUUUUAAGAUUUAUACUUUAAAAACGGCUUAAAUUAUGUACGACAUUAGAUAUUAAAAAUUUUGUAUAUGAUUUAUUAAACCAUACACCAUCAAUAUAAAAAUAUAUACUUUGUUCUUGCAAUAAGCAUGUAUUUAAAACACGUCUGAUAGAAAAUGCUUUAAUUCCGUUUUACUAUUUUCGCACACACAUUUAUGAUAAGAUAAAAAAGUGAAUGUUUUAAGCCAUGCUUUGUAUUUAUAAGAUUCAUUGCAAAGCAAAAGAAUAAAUAUAAACUCGCUUUACGAUUGAAAAA